UCUAGACAAUGUUUACUCUGGUUUGCACACAUCACAGGGACAUCAAAGUACACUUUUAAAAACAGAGCUCUUCACCCCGCGUGUGCCGCGUGGAACUCAGAUCAGCUGCCUGCUUCAGAGGACACUGUUGAAAGGGUCUCCCAGGAUGUGGUUCUUAGUCAUUGUCGCUGUGGCAUCUCUCGUCCCUUCACCCACACACUGUGGUGUCAAAGAACUAGGUCUCCACUUUGAUUUAACCAAACAAGAAGAUGUCAAGCCUGUACCACUGGAAGAAAUCCCAACCGACUACCAUAAAGAAAACACCCUGACAAACACUCUGCUAGGCGAAGAGCUAGAGGAAGAAGAUUACAUCGAUUUCGACAAGCUGUUUGCCGAAGACGACGACUACAUUGAUAUGAUAGACGAGAUUGAAAGCCCGGCUACUGAUGUGGACAUUGUCAUUGAGACCACGGAUCCACAAAUCAAGAGGGCCAAACUGCACAAACUAUUCCAAGGCAAAUCCAGGAUCCAGCGUCUCAACACUGUCAACGCUGACUUCGGGUUCAAUCUCUACAGGAGCCUCAGGAACGGCGCCAACCAGUCCGAUAACAUCCUGUUAGCUCCGGUGGGCAUUUCCACCGUCAUGGGCAUGAUUGACCUAGGGACCAAGGAUCAAACCCAUCAACAGAUAUUCCACACCCUGGGCUUUGAAGACUUUGUGAACGCAAGCUCUAAAUACGAGGACGUGACCGUCCACAACCUCUUCCGCAAACUGACCCAUCGACUUUUCCGACGUAAUUUCGGCUACACCCUGCGCUCGGUGAACGAUCUGUACGUGGAAAGCCAGCACGCCCUGGUCGACGUGUUCAGAAAUAAUAUUAAAAACUACUACUUUGCCGAGGCCCAGUCGGUUGACUUCAAGGACCCUUCUUUCCUUGCCAAAACAAAUCAACGUGUAGCAAAGCUUACAAAAGGCUUGAUUAAAGAAGCCCUGAAGACCGUCAAUCCUGACACACUAAUGAUGAUACUCAACUGCCUCUACUUUAAAGGGACUUGGGAAAACAAAUUUCCUGCAGAUCUGACACACCACCGUAGCUUCCGCCUGAACGACAAGGAGACUGUGAAGGUUUCCAUGAUGCAGACCAAAGGGAAUUUUCUAGCAGCAGCCGAUCAUGACCUGGAGUGUGACGUUCUGCAGCUGCCCUACGUUGGCAACAUCUACAUGCUGAUCGUGAUCCCACGCAAGCUCUCUGGGAUGAGGAGCUUGGAGCGACAGCUGUCCUCAGAGGUGGUCAACAAAUGGGUGCACAGCAUGACAAACAGAACCCGAGAAGUAGUUUUCCCAAAAUUUAAACUGCAGAAGAAUUACAACCUGAUUGGAUCCCUAAAGGAGCUGGGACUCACAGACCUGUUUGAGGGGAAUGCAAACUUCUCUGGAAUGACAGACCAGGAAAUAGCAAUCGACAUGUUCAACCACCAAGGUACAAUCACCGUGAAUGAAGAAGGCACUGAGGCAGCAGCUGUGACCAAAGUAGGCUUCAUGCCGCUCUCUGCUCAGAUCCGUUUCAUUGUGGACAGACCCUUCCUCUUUCUCAUCUAUGAGCAACGCACCAACUGCCUGCUCUUCAUGGGCAGAGUGGCCAACCCAGCAAAGGACUGACCCUUACAGAGCAUGAACACCACGGUGCUUUAAGUGGAGGUGCAACCAUCUUGGUACUGGAUUGAAUAUACAUCUCGUCUGAGAGCUUUAUUAUUUUAGCAUUGUUUUGUGUUAAAGAUUUAGUCUGUUUUGUUUUACGUUUACUUUAUGAAAUGGAAUAAAAUAUACAUUUAAAAAAGCUCUUCCAUGUGCUGUAACCUAGGAAAAGGAUUCAGCACGAAAAAGUUAUUUUACAGUCGUGGUGCAGCAUUUUCCAAGUUUCCAUGGAUUGUGAAAAUAUUGGAAACUGAUGCAGCAUCAUUCUGGUUUUGCAGAUGCAUGUUCUACAUUAUGCAAUUACAUUUUAGUACACAUUUUUAGGUAUGUAAAGAUGCAAACGAACAAUUAAAGUUUUUGUUUAAAACUUG
This is a messenger RNA of Acipenser ruthenus (sterlet), 2046 nucleotides long. Its product is annotated as heparin cofactor 2-like. Lineage: Eukaryota; Metazoa; Chordata; Actinopteri; Acipenseriformes; Acipenseridae. The transcript has 5 exons. Gene Ontology annotation, molecular function: serine-type endopeptidase inhibitor activity. Gene Ontology annotation, biological process: negative regulation of endopeptidase activity; blood coagulation. The record is from RefSeq and is a predicted model, not a curated record. The coding region runs from base 146 to 1639 and encodes 497 amino acids.